This is a messenger RNA of Physeter macrocephalus (sperm whale), 325 nucleotides long. RefSeq names its product WAP four-disulfide core domain protein 2. The record is from RefSeq and is a predicted model, not a curated record. NCBI's taxonomy places the organism in Eukaryota, Metazoa, Chordata, Mammalia, Artiodactyla, Physeteridae. Gene Ontology annotation, molecular function: serine-type endopeptidase inhibitor activity. Bases 8 to 325 code for a protein of 105 amino acids. Gene Ontology annotation, cellular component: extracellular region. The transcript is spliced from 3 exons.
GAGCACCAUGCCUACCUGCCGCCUCGGUCUGCUCGUCGCCGCCCUCCUCCUUGGCCUGCUGCUGGGCCUCCCCCCGGUCACAGGCACAGGAGCAGAGAAAUCAGGCGUGUGCCCCGCGCUAGAGGUGGACCUGAACUGCACGCAGGAGUGCCUCUCCGAUGGGGAAUGCGCGGACAAUCUCAAGUGCUGCCGGGCCGGCUGCGCCACCGUCUGCCACAUGCCCAAUGAAAAGCAGGUUUCUUGCUCCAAGCUGGACAUCGCCUGCCCCCAGCUCAGCCUCUGCCUGAACCACUGCCAGGUAAACAGCACGUGUCUGGCCAGUUGA